CCCUGCAUGCCAUUUCUCCGACUUUCAAACAGCAGAAUCGAAAAAUAGAAUGUCCAGACUACUGAGUGCCCGUGAUCGUGGCCAAUGCGCGCUGGUUGGUAACCGUGAUCUGUGACAACAAGUACACACGUUCAGCUAGCUCAUCCAUCCAACCAACUCGACUCGUUCCUUUUUUUUUUUUCUUUUCAACGACUCUUUCUCAACGCUACUUUGCAUCGAUUCCUUCUCGUGAAGUUAUGCCGUUGCCCGACGAACGCCCGCGACAAAGUGUUGCGAAUCUCAUCGGUAGAUUCGAACAGCAAACGAAACGGCAGUCAAUAUCUGCGGCUCCAGCUCGCAGUUCAAGUGUCGUUUCGCAUAAUUCGGGCGAUUCAGCCAAGGAAGAGGUAAAGGAGAAGCGAGAUUGGCCUCCACGGUCGGCGUCAUCGUACACGACUAGCCCUUCAUCGUCGUGGAUUAAGCCUCAGUCGUCGGCUCUUAAAUCAUCGUCGUCUUCGAUGAGCACAGUUCCGAUCUCGACAGCUGUAUCUGCCCCGGAGGCCGGGGCUGCUCCGACUCAGUUGCCAUCUCCCGAACAUUCUGAUCCCGAGAAUCUCUUACCUUCGAAGGCGGUACUGAACCAGAAUCCAGCACCGUCGUCUUUCAAGUCUCCUAAGGCGUUGACGCCGAAAACAUCACUGAGUGGGUCGACAUCGACUCCUCUGAAGCCGCAGCAUACAGGCCAAUCUACUACAUCGACGAUAGCUUCUGUACGGAAGACGGUGGCCAGGACUACCACUACUAUUACUGCUGCCGCCGCACGCGCAAAAACGCCAUCACGUACCAGCGCGCGCCCGAAAACGCCUCCACGUACUUCUGCUCCCAGGGCAAAGACGCCAAUUUCCGCACGUCCUGGGUCAGGCUUGUUCGCACCUACUGCAGCCUCUCUGGCUAGGACCCGGGACGCCCAGGCUCCUGCGCCGACGCCCAAGAGGAAGUCGGUGUUGUCGAGUGCUGUUGCUGAUAGGCUGAACAAACCAACUGCUGCGUCGGCCAGUAAGGCUCGUGCGCCUGUGAUUGUGCCUUCUAGGGGUAAGUCUGUGACUCGUGGGGUUGUGAUGAAGCCCAAGUUGCCUUCAUCGAGUAGUACGAGGGUAGUAAAGAAAGACGGUCUAAAAGGAGCUGUGACGGGAGCGACUGCUGUUGCUGCGGUCGGGAACGUUGUCGGUGAUGAGCACGCGGAAACGAACGGCCAUGAUACAGAACCUUCUGCUGAGCAGGCACACACGGACGCUGCCGGCGGUCAUGAACAAGUCCAUGAUGAGGCGGAAAUCCAUACGGAACCGGAAACUCAUGUUGAAACGGAGGAACGUGAAGAAGGAGGUGUAGACCAAAAUGAAACGGUGCAAGUUGACGUUGAUACCCCAGGGGAGAUCGAGCCCCAAGAUCCCACGUCGCCCGAAGGUGUUUCAGUCAUUUUGCCUGAUGUGGAGAAAGGGUCGACGGGAGAACGGACGCCUGUUGCUGAAACGCACUCUCGCGAACAGCCUGUUGAGCAGGAGCAUACUAUACCCGAAGAGUCUCCUAAGGAAACGCAACCUUUUGUUGGCAAUGAUAUCGAGGAUAUCGUCAAUCUGUUGGAGUCCACGUCGCGUCCAGUUAGCAUCGUCAGCAUCCCGGACGACGUGAUUGAUAUCCCUGACGAGUCGGAGUAGAAGAAACCCAGGCAGCACUCAGAAUAUUCACGCAAAUGACACCUUUCGCUUUUACCCUCCAUGCAAUCGCUGUAUCUUUCUAGAUCUCAUAUAAUAUUUUUGGACGACACAUUGUAUACUCAUGCAUUUUUCCGAUUCGCCAAAUAUGCCCCUCGCUAUUGUGCAUUCCUGUCUCUCUUUCUC
Molecule: messenger RNA, 1877 nt
Organism: Guyanagaster necrorhizus
Lineage: Eukaryota; Fungi; Basidiomycota; Agaricomycetes; Agaricales; Physalacriaceae
Exons: 3
Coding region: 237-1694 (485 amino acids)
Source: RefSeq, a predicted model, not a curated record